GUCAUUUCUGACAGUAAACAAUGCUAUGGGGUGCUCUGCUGCUGCUCCCUCAUGAAACUGCAACUGCAGCCAGCUGUCAGAAUUAUUUUGGCUGUGCUUCAGAAGAAGACUCCCACCUAUUCAUCCUGGACUCUCUUCACCUCGAGGGAAAAACAUCUUGGUUCCCGAGAUGCCUGACGCUGUGCAAGGAGUUUACAUUGCCUUCGAGGCUGUGAUUGCAGUGCUGGCUAUCCUGGGCAAUGUUCUGGUCAUUUGGGUCGUGAAGCUAAACCCAGCCUUUCAGAAGACCACCUUCUACUUUGUUAUCUCGCUGGCCCUGGCUGAUAUUGGUGUUGGCCUCGUCAUGCCACUGGCUAUCGUAGUCUGCUUACAAAUCGAGAUCCACUAUUAUGCCUGUCUUUUCAUGUGUUGUCAACUCAUGAUUUUUACUCAGGCCUCCAUCCUGUCCUUGCUCGCCAUAGCGAUCGACAGAUAUCUGAGAUUACGGCUGCUUACUCGGUGAGUUCUACUUUGUCAGCGACUUUUUUCUCAGGGGUGGUUUGCACACUACUGUUUAAAUGCUUGGGUGAUAUAGAAGCAAGAGAUUUUAAGGACUAAUGGAAGUAGCCUUACACUGAAUCAGAUUGUUAGUCUCAGUAUUGCUUGCACUGACUGGCCGUGGCUCACCAGAGUUUCAGACUUGGGUUCUCUGCCAGCCCAACUUGAAGAUGCUGCGUAUUGAAUCUGGCACCUGGUGUGUAGAAAGCAGACGCUCUUCCACUGAGCUGCUGGCCUUCCCCCUGGUUUGCCUUUUGUGUUCCACCUGCUUUUUGCGGAUGACUGCUGAUUUUUCAGCUGGGUUAAAUAUAUACAGUGGUACCUUGGGUUACAUAUGCUUCAGGUUACAUACGCUUCAGGUUACAGACUCCGCUAACCCAGAAACAGUGCUUCAGGUUAAGAAUUUUGCUUCAGGAUGAGAACAGAAAUUGUGCAGCGGCAGCAGGAGGUCCCAUUAGCUAAAUUGGUGCUUCAGGUUAAGAACAGUUUCAGGUUAAGAACGGACCUCCGGAACAAAUUAAGUUCUUAACCCUAUGCUCCUUCAAUACAGUUCUAAAAUCAACAUACAGAGGUGAUUUUAGAACUCUUUUGAAGGAGCAUAGUUCUUAACUCUUCAGCUUGGCUUUAAAUUAAAUAAUAUGAAUACUGUUGCCAAUAUAAGAAUCUUGUUCAAAAGGGUGCCAUAACUUUCAUUUCUGUUUUGCUGUUCCCCAUAUGAUAGAAAGCUUAUGCAUUUUGUUUAAUAUGCCAUGCAAAGCAUAGUGUAGCCUGAGGUUUUAAGCAAACAUUUGCAAUUGUACCAUUUAGAAAAUUUCUAAAAAUAAAAAAGGCAUGAUAAAUAUGAUGCAUAGCAUGCAUGGCUGCAUUGGAAUAACCCAGUCGUGCUCAGACAGAAUAUGCAAUUCCUUUGGGUUGUUUAAAAAAUAUAUAUUAAAAAAUCCAUCACUUCCAAUAGAGAUUAAUGGUUACAUUCAGAUGUACAGCCCCCCACAAUUAUUUAUAUGAAGACAAAUAUAUCCAGCAUUCCAAUAGUUCUAUAAAGGAUAGGGUUCUGGUUAGUUUCCAGUUUAAGUAAUAAUUCCAAAGAAUCUUUAUCCAAUUUCCUGGUAAAGCGUUUGAAACAGAGGAAGUUGCUUUAUACUGAGUCAGACCAUUGGUUAUCUAUUUCAGCACUGUCCUCACUGACUGGCAGCAGCUGUCCAGGUUUUCAGGUGGGCGUCUUUCUCUCUGGAGAUGCCAGACGUUGAACCUGGGACCCCUGCAUGCAGAUUUCCUGCCACUGAGCUACAACCCUUUGGUCCAGAACUUCUCUGUGUCAGCUUUUCCAUUAGUGCCAAUAUUUUUCAGUUCAGCUACUGAUUGAUUGUGUGACUGCAGUUCAGCUACUGAUUGUGUGACUGCAGUACAUUGUUUAUUGCUUUCAUUUUAUGGAUCAAUGGUCUUGUUAGAUAGUAAAAUUCCUGUUAAAUUUCUGUUUUAGGGGUUGUUUUUAAAAGUCUGAAAUGGAUUAAUCCAUUUUGCAUUACUUUCUAUGGGAAAGCCCGCCUUGGUUUUGGAACGGACUUCUGGAACCGACUAAUUUUGAGAACCAAGGUACCAUUGUAGUCCUGCUUUGGGAGUGGAGGACACAAAGCAAAAUCAUUAUCCUCCUCUUCACUAAAACGGCUUUCUGUUGGUCUCUCUGAUAAAGCCACAGUCCGUAUCACGGUUUAAACAUAGCCACUUUAAAGUAUCUGUUUCAUUUUUGUUUUUGUUGUUAAGUACAGUGGAACCUGGUGUUAUGUACCGUCCUCCUUACGAAUGCUUUGGGUAAUGAGCUCCUCUAACUUGGAAGUAGAUGCCCCUUAUUGCGAACUUUGCCCUGGGAUGCGAGUGGAAGUCACAUGAUGGUGGCAUGGCAGCAGCGGGAGGCCCCAUUGGCGAAAGCGCGCCUCAUGUUAAGAACAGUUUCAGCUUAAGGACGGACCUCUGGAAAGAAUUAAGUUCAUAACCGGAGGUAGCACUGUAUUGCUAUUUAUUGAAAACCAAGUUAGUAUAUGCAAAAUGCUCCAGAUCAGCAAAAUGCUGUCAAUAAAUUGAGCCGGAUAGUCUCACAUUUUAUACAGCUUGCCCUUAAAAACCCCCAGUAACAAUAAAAAGGAAACAAAAGAAAAACGGCACAAUUAAAGCAAAAAGGGGGGGCGCUAUAAGGAAAUAAGACUACCAACAUUAGAAUCUCUUGCACAUUUGAUGCAAGUUUGUUUUUCUCUCCUCAAAACAGGUAUAGGGUGCAAAGCAGUCGGAAAAAAAUCUGUGGGGCUCUGGCAACAAUCUGGCUCUUGUCGCUGCUGGUGGGAUUUGUUCCGUUUGGAUGGGCAGAACCAAAACCAGAAAACUCUGAUUUCAUUAACUGUACCUUCACAAAUGUGAUAAAAAUGGACUACAUGAUAUACUUGAGCUUCUUUGCCGGAACCCUCAUCCCACUGAUUGUCAUGUGCAUCCUUUAUGCAAAGAUCUUCUGCCUCAUCCGCACAAAGCUGCAGCCCUGUUCAAUGAAUGUCAACGGGCAAAGGUCAUUUUAUAGGCAGGAGUUCAGAACAGCCAAGUCAUUGGCUCUGGUCCUCUUCUUAUUUGCUGUUUGUUGGCUGCCACUGUGCAUUCUGAACUGCAUCGAGCAUUUGGGCCAAAUACAGAACUUUAAGCUUUUCACAUACAUGGGCAUCCUUCUCACGCAUUCCAACUCGGUCAUGAAUCCCAUCGUCUACACUUUCAGGAUAAAGAAGUUCCGGGAAACUUGCAUCCAGAUUUUAAGAACCUAUAUCGUGCACAAGGAUCCAGAAGAUGCUACAUCGCCCAGUGCAACUACAUCUGAACACUCAUAGCUGCCUCAUGCAGAUGGCCUUGUCUAGCUUUAUGUCUUCUGCCCUAAGAUACAAUAAAGUUACUGACAGGGGAGCUAUUGCUUCCCGAGACUUUAUGUAACAGUUGUUUUGGUCUGAAGCAAUCAAGAGAACUUUUCAGAAACAAACUCUACCCCUUGCUAAUGCCUGCUGUUCACUGCUGUAGCAUCCAGUAACACAGCUGGCAGUCCGAGGUUCUGUCAACCUACAUCUGCUGUGUUCUGGUUCUACAUAUACAUUUUGGCCGAGCAAGCAGUCAAAGAUGUGCCAGUAUUGGCACAGUGUGUCAAAUGUACAUAUUCAAUAAACCAUUUCCAAUCUUUUAUAAAGUUUGUCAUGAUUUCUUAUUUUUCCAGUAAGUUUCACCAUUUCUGCAUAUUCCAUGAGUUUUUGUAUCCAAUCUUCUUUCAUCGGGACUUCUUAUUUUGGGCAAAUAACAUUCUUGCCACUGUAGUCGCAUACAUGAAUAAAUUCCUAUACUCUUUAGGUAGUUCUACCCCUAGAAUUCCCAGGAGGAAAGCUUCUGGUUGUUGUUUUUACGAAUGUUAUUUUAAACAUAUUUUUCAAUUCAUUACAUAUUAUUUCCCAGUAAACUUUAACCUUACUGCAAAGACCACCACAUAUGCUAGAAAGUACCUUCUUUCUCUUUACAUUUCCAAUACUUACUUGAUUUUGAUUUAUAUAUUUUUGCCAGUUUACUCGGUAUUGAGCGCCGCAACCCCAGUCGGCCGCGACUGGAUCUAACGGUCAGGGGUCCCUUUACCUUUUUUAUAUAACAUUUUCAGUUUUCUCUUAAACCAUAGCAUGCUGUAAAUUUUAUAUCCGUAUUCCACAAUCAUUCCCAUGCUUCCAUAUCUAUAUUGUAUCCAAUAUCUAUUACCCAGUGUAUCAUUGAAGAUUUUACUUGCUCAUCCUGUUGUCCAAUCCAAUAGUAUCUUAUACAUUUUGGACAGCACUUUAAUAUUAAAUUCCAACAGAUCUGUUUGUGUUAUUUGUUCCCCAAACCCUCAUUUCUUAUGUCUUAAAUACUUUAUUCAAAUAAUAUUGUAUCCAUGUGAACUUUCCUGAUUAAAUCCUUAAAUUCUUUUAUUUUAUUAAAAUGAUACCAUCACUGCUAAAACUCUUCUGUUUUGAAAGAUGUACUCUGCUGCUUUGAUCUCUAUUGACAGGCGUCAUGGCCAAUGCUAUGAUGAAGCAUCAAAUGUUGCUGAAUGUCUCAGUGGAAAGCAGGCUCUUGUAAAGGUAGGCACAGCCAUGAGUACUGUAUGUUGGCUGUCUAAACGUGCUGUGAACUUAGUGGUACAGGAUGUGUCAGAAGAUGUUGCUAUGUGCAGAAAUUUUCUGAGUGAAAUACCUGACACGAUCACUUUUCUGAGUGAAAUACCUGACACGAUCACUACGAGGACAGACUUUGCCCGUGUGCUCAAGACAUCGAUUCCAUAAAACAUAUUUUGUUGCAUUGUGCAAAAUAUGAGCAAGCCAGGGCUGAACUGAUACUACACUUGCUGGUACCUUUCCCGGGAAAAUCAGAGGCUCACUAUGUCAGGUUCCUAUUGGAAGACUGGAAAAAUGCUAGAACAUUAGCAGUGGCAAAGUUUUUAUCGGUGGUUGCAAGAACCAAUGAUCCAUAUAUUCUGAACAAAAUGCUUGUUUAACCUGGAGGUAGGCUGUAUGAAUUGUGUAUUGCUUUGUAACGAUUUGUUGGGUCUCUGGACCCUAAUAAAGAUUGAUGAUUUGUAUAAACUU
Molecule: messenger RNA, 5162 nt
Organism: Podarcis lilfordi (Lilford's wall lizard)
Lineage: Eukaryota; Metazoa; Chordata; Lepidosauria; Squamata; Lacertidae
Source: the annotation of a GenBank genome assembly